AUGGGGCAAGGCUCUCCCACACUGUUGUGCGAUCGGUCCAAAACAGAUGAGUUUACCUACAACUUCCUGACCGAGUUCUUCCUCCUCUACGACAACUUGCCGAUUUGGUUCCACCGCUUGAUUUCCUUCAACUUCGCAUGGAGGAACGUGCCAGUCGGAGGUGCAUCCCCUGCGUCGGCUGUGCAGAACUAUCUCUACGACCGCACCAUCUCAAUGAGCCUCGUGGGCGUGCAGGCGCUCACGUCCUUCCCGGCGCAGCUGGCAAAGAUGGACUCUCGCGCCACGCGGCUUCUGGAGCUGCGCGAGGCUCUGGAGCUGGCCGGCCGGGACCAGCCGCCUGCUCUGGGCGAGGAGCGCUCGAAUGUUGCUGUGCGCAACCUGACGCUGGCGACGCCCAAUCGCGUCACCUUGGCAGAGGGCCUGACGUUCCAGGUCGAUAAGGGCGCACCGAUCCUCAUUACGGGUCCGAAUGGGGCCGGCAAGACCGCGUUGGCCCGGGUUCUGCUGGGACUCUGGAACACCUCUGGACGGGACAUGCAGGUUUCAGUUCCACGCUCCUUGUCCAUUGUACCACAGAGGCCAUAUUUGGCCCCUGGCUGUUUAGGGGACCAGGUCACCUACCCCAAGCGCUUCCGGUUGGACCAAGAUGCAGGACAAGCAGGAAAGGCGCUGAGUGCGGUUGGGUUGGAGCAUCUGCUGGAACGGCAGGAGCAUGGUUGGAAUGCCUACUGCGCGUGGGAGGAAGUACUUUCGGGCGGGGAGCAGCAGCGCUUAGCCCUGAGCCGCGCCUUGUUCCACCAGCCUGAUUUCGCAUUGCUGGAUGAGUGCACAUCCAUGGUGGCAGCGGAUGCGGAGGAACGCCUGUAUGACGGUGUCACAGCUGCGGGCGUCACUCCACUGACCAUGUCGCAACGACUCUUCCUGCCGAAGCUUCACAAGCAAGAACUUCGUCUUGGCGUCGAUAGCGCAUCGAGAUGGUCUCUCGCCCAACUGCAGAAUGGCAGUGGCUGA
Molecule: messenger RNA, 1011 nt
Organism: Symbiodinium natans
Lineage: Eukaryota; Dinophyceae; Suessiales; Symbiodiniaceae
Source: the annotation of a GenBank genome assembly